Acromyrmex echinatior (Panamanian leafcutter ant) is the source of this 765-nucleotide messenger RNA. RefSeq lists its product as uncharacterized. The record is from RefSeq and is a predicted model, not a curated record. NCBI's taxonomy places the organism in Eukaryota, Metazoa, Arthropoda, Insecta, Hymenoptera, Formicidae.
AUGGCGAUUGACAUAUGCAUCCCAUUGACGACACUUGGGUUCGAGGAUGCGGACGUACUCGUGCAGCGUCGCACAGGUAGAAGUGAGGGUAGAAUAGUGAUAUUAUGUGGAUGUGGUAGACUUGAUGGCACCGAAAUUUCAGAAGCUGUAUCAACAGCUAUACAUUUACGGCAUAAAAAAAUGAAACCAUUAUUUUAUGCUCCGGACGUUGAAAUUUGUGGUGUAGUCAAUCAUCUUACCAGAGAGAUGGAUACUGAAAGUACUAGAAAUGCUCUCGUUGAAGGUGCCAGAUUAGCAAGAGCGUGCAUAAAACCUCUAUGCGAGUGCGAAGCUUGUACACAUGGUGCCCUUAUUAUACCUGGAGGAUUUGGCGCUGCACGCACUUUGAGCGAUUUUGCCGAAAAAGGUACCGAUUGUACUGUUCUACCCGACUUGGAGAAGCUCAUCGAAGAUUUUUAUUGCGAAAAGAAACCGAUUGCUACUAUGUGUAUAGCUAGUGCACUUGUUGCUAAAGUGUUGAAGGGUGUGAAAGUUACACUUGGCAAGGACUCACCUAAAAAUGACUGGCCAUAUGCUGAUGCUAUCAAGAAGGUUAAGGAUAUGGGUGCUAAAGUAGAAAUGAAAGAUGUUAAAGGAGUAACGUUAGACAAGAAUUUUGGCGUUCUCAGUACACCAGCCUGGUUAUAUGAACCAGCUACUUAUGCAGAUGUUUAUGAUGGUAUUGGUAAACUUGUUACAAUGUUAAAAAAAUGCAUCAAUAAGUAA